This is a messenger RNA of Linum tenue, 392 nucleotides long. The record is from the annotation of a GenBank genome assembly. Lineage: Eukaryota; Viridiplantae; Streptophyta; Magnoliopsida; Malpighiales; Linaceae.
GGGAGGCCUGCCUAGAAGCAAAAACAGAGUGGUAACCAUGGCCAAAUACUGUUCUUCUCUGCUGCUCCUCGGUUUGAGUUUGAGCGCGCUUCUAGUAGUGGCUUUUGGUGCUGGUGAUGGGGAAACUAAGAUCCGGACUUAUGAGCUCGAGAAAGAGGGAAGAUGUCUCUCAAGGUCACCAACUAUGGCGCCCAUAUGAUGUCUUUCAUCGUCCUGGACAAAUACGAGAAGAUGAAUGAUGUAAUUCUUGGAUAUGACACUGCUGAGGCUUACAAGGUGAGAUCCAUCGCCUAGCUAUGAUUCAUUUUAGUUCUUCGAUUUUCACUUUUCACCGUCAUCUUCCAAUCCUGAUCCACACCACCUUCAUUCAUGUCAUAGUAAAUGAUCAUCAC